Molecule: messenger RNA, 4937 nt
Organism: Astrephomene gubernaculifera
Lineage: Eukaryota; Viridiplantae; Chlorophyta; Chlorophyceae; Chlamydomonadales; Astrephomenaceae
Source: the annotation of a GenBank genome assembly
CGUCCGCAUAUCGUUAACCUUCUGAAUUCACGUGUGGCUGGUGGAUGCUUCAAUCUCUUUGAUAUAAGCUCCCGUACGGGAGCAUAGCGCAUAUACCCACGGUCCAGCCAUAUGCGUUGCGUGCCAUGCAUCUAUUUGUCCUAGCACCUUGAACAAGAAAUAUUGGACCCCAAAAAGCAUUGUGCACUGCUUGGAGACCAUUCUGACGUCAGGUUGCAAGUGCUGUGUCGCAAUCAAGACAUAGUAAGAGCUAUCGACGCAUCAGCGACCAAACAGCCGUGGUUAAUAGUGGAUAACCAACAAGACUGAAUACUAUGCGGCGACUCUUCAAAGGAUUGUUUCGCAGCGGGACUGAUGGGCAACAAAACUUACCCAAAAUACGCGUUGGCGUAUGCGCGAUGGACAAGAAGGCGCGCAGCAAGCCCAUGAGGGAGAUUCUGGAUCGCCUGACUGGAUGGGGCGAAUUCGAGGUCGUCAUUUUCGGGGACGACGUUAUACUUGACAAGCCGACGGAUGAGUGGCCCCACGUCGAGUGUUUGUUGUGCUGGCACUCCGACGGGUUUCCCCUUAAGAAGGCUCAGGAGUACAUCCUUAACCAGCGGCCAUUCCUAGUAAACGACGUCUUCAUGCAGGAUGCACUGCUGGACCGACGGCGGGUGUACCGGCUGCUGGUGGAGAAGAACAUCCCCGUGCCGACCCACAUCAUCGUGGACAGGGAAAGCCUGCCGGAGGGCGUCGCCGACCCGCCGGGCUUCGUCGAGGAUGAGGACUACGUUGAGCUUAACGGGCUGCGCAUCUACAAGCCCUUUGUGGAGAAGCCGGUUAGCGGGGAGGACCACAACAUCUGGGUCUACUACCCGCACUCCAUGGGCGGCGGCGUCAAGUACCUGUUCCGCAAGGUGGACGACAAGGCCUCCAAGUACGACUGCGAGCACCCGGGUCGCGUGCGCCGGGACGGCUCCUACAUCUACGAGGAAUUCCUGCCCACCGGGGGAACGGAUGUCAAGGUCUACACCGUGGGGCCCAGGUACGCCCACGCCGAGGCUCGCAAGUCCCCGGUGGUGGACGGCAAGGUGCUGCGCAGCGCGGACGGCAAGGAGAUGCGCUUCCCGGUGCUGCUGAGCCCGCAGGAGAAGGAGAUUGCGCGCAUGGUGUGCCUAGCGUUUGGCCAAAAGGUGUGCGGCUUCGACCUACUUCGCUCCGAGAAGGGGCGCAGCUACGUGUGCGACGUCAACGGCUGGUCCUUUGUCAAGAACUCCAAAAAGUACUACGACGAUGCGGCCGGCAUCCUGCGCUCCAUCAUCCUGUCGGCGUUGGCGCCCCACCGGCUCAACGUGCAGCCCAACCUGCCGGCGCCGUCCAGGCUGACCAACCCGGAUACGGGCAGCACGGUUGUGAGCGAUGAGGAGGACGAUGACGCGCUGGUUCCCGGCAUGGACGUGAGCGAGGUGCGCCACACCGCCAAGCGGAGCCAGAAGGAGGAGCUGCGCUGCGUGCUGGCAGUGAUCCGACACGGAGACCGCACCCCCAAGCAGAAGCUCAAGGUGGUGGUGACCCAGGAGCCGCUGCUGACCCUGUUCCACAAGUACAAGGACGCCAAGGGCAAGCAGGCCAAGCUCAAGUCGCCUCUGCAGCUGCAGGAGCUGCUGGACAUCACACGGCAGCUGGUCAAGGACUGUGAGCGCCGUGAGGAUGACAAGGACGGCGGUGCCGCGGCGGGCGCGGAGGAGCGCGAGGCGGCCCAGGAGGUGCGCGGCAAGCUGCGCAUCAUGCAGACGGUGCUGGAGAGCGGCGGGCAGUUCUCCGGCAUCAACCGCAAGGUGCAGAUCAAGCCGCUGCGUUGGGGCAUUGCGCCGGAGGGGGCGGCGGGCUCGGGAGGCGGCGCCGGCAGCAGCGGCGGCUCCGCGGGUGCGGCUGCGGCCGGCCCGCAGGCGGCUGGGGGCGCGGUGAUGGCGGGUGUGGGCGGCUCCAUGGAGAUGCUGACGGGCCUCGGAUCCGGCACUGACCCCCACUCCUCCUCCGUGGCUACGCUGCACAACUCCCCCAGCGCGGGCGCCAACGUGUCCGCGGGCGGCACCCCGGUGCUGGAGGAGGCGCUGCUCAUCCUCAAGUGGGGCGGCGUGCUCACCCACGCGGGCAGGCAGCAGGCGGAGGACCUGGGCAAGGUCUAUCGCAUGGUCAUGUACCCCAGCGGCGGCAAUGGACUGCUGCGGCUGCACUCGACCUACCGCCACGACCUCAAGAUCUACUCCUCGGACGAGGGCCGCGUGCAGACCUCUGCUGCCGCCUUCACCAAGGCCAUGUUGGACCUGGAGGGCAGCAGCCUGACGCCCAUCCUGGUGUCGCUGGUCAACAAGGACGCGUCCAUGCUGGAGGCGUUCGGCAAGGGCGCCUCGGACGACAUCGCGGAGGCAAAGGAGGCGCUCUACCAGGCCAUGACAUGGGACCCGGAGAAGCCCUCCAUGGCGCCGCUGGCCGUCUCCAAGCUGUCCCAGACGCCCAUGAUCAGCCCCCCGCUGUCUCCCAAAAUCAGCCGCGCCUCCUCCUUUGCCACCGGCAAGGGCGCCGCGGCAGCUGCGGCAGCCGCGGCCGUCUCGACAGCUCCCGGUCAGCCACAGCCCGCCCCUGCGCCUGCGACCGCGGCGUCGCUGCAGGGUGCCGCUUCCGGCGAUGCGGGCACUCCGCCUCCGCCCAACGUGCUGCCGGUGCUGCAGCGCAUGAUUGACCGGCUGCAUGCACUCAAGGCGGCGGCGCGCGCGAGGCUGGCGGAGAUAGAUCGCGAGCGGGAGGCUGAGGCAGCGGCUGAGGCACGUGCGGCAGAGCGGCAGCGGGAGGCGGCCCAAAAGGCUGCUGCCGACACUCCUGCCGCGGACGCUCCCUCGUCUGCCGAGCCCGCCGACCCGGCUGCUGCCGCCCCUGCUGCUGCCGCGCCGCUGCCGUACCCGCAGUCCACCCGCCUCAGCCCGCUGUCCAAACGCUCCAUGGAGCCGGUCGCGGCCGCAUGUGCGGGCGCCUGCCAGCACACGCUGCUGCACGCCACCUGCGCGCCCUCCAUCAUCGCCAGCCUGCCCGACACGCCGCUGGGGCUGCUGCGGCGCCUGGUGGAGCUGCUGAAGCGGCUGGAGGACCGGCUGCGGCAGCUGGUGCGGGAGGAGGGCGACAAGUGGCGCGCCGGCGGCGGGCCGCAGAAGUACAGCUCCCUCAGCAUGGACCCCAAGGAGCGGCUGCAUGAGGACGGGCAGCCGUGCGGUGGCGAGAAGAUGCUGCUGAUGUUUGACAGGUGGCACAAGCUGCUCAAGUCGUUUUACAACGAGAAGAAGGACCGCUUCGACAUCUCCAAGGUGCCCGACAUUUACGAUUCGGCCAAGUACGACGCCAUCCACAAUGCGCACUUGGGCCUGGAGGCGCUGCAGGAGCUCUACAUUGUCGCCAAGCUGCUGGCGGACGUGGUGAUCCCCUGCGAGUACGGCCUGGACGCGGGCGGCAAGCUGCGCAUUGGAUCCAAGAUCGCCAACGAGCUGCUGGGCAAGCUGCUGGUGGACCUGGCCUCCAUGCGCGAGGAGUCGCUGGCAACCGCCUGCAUGGAGCCCAACGCCACCCGGGGGGGCAGCGGCACGCCCACACUGGGCUUCAACUAUGACCAGUUGGAGGGAGACGUUGGCAGGAUCUCGCUCCAGGACGAAGCCAUGGUCAAGAACGGCAACGGCCGCGGUCCCGCCUCGGCGGUCAGCAGUUCCCGCGGCGGACCCAUGGGUCGCGAGGGCGACAUGGAUGGCAACGGCGAGCUCGAGCCGGCGGAGACCGAGACCAUCCACCGCCUCUGCCCCACCUACGCCUCCGACAUCAACUCCCCGCUGCGUCACGUUCGCACCCGCAUCUACUUCACCAGCGAGUCGCACAUGCACUCCCUCGUCAACGUGUUGCGGUGGUGCCACCUGGGGGCGGAGGCGGCGGACGCAGGCGUGCCGCCGCCCGUAACGCCGCCGUCGGGCACAGGCGGCACCUCCAGCCCCGACCUGCGUGCCUCCAUGGGCGGCAGCGCUCCGGCGGCCGGGUCCUUUGCACGCAGCGGGGGAGCUGAUAGCGCGUCCUCGCCCAUGGCGGCGGCUGCCGCGGCUGCUGCUGCUGCGGGCAGUGGCGACAUGCUGUUCCAGCGCCAGUUUGACAGCUCUCCGUUGCUGGGCGAGGCGGCGUGUGCGCAGGUUGAUGAGACGACCGAGCUGGACUACCUCACGCAGGUUGUCUUCCGCAUGUAUGAGAACAAGACGGUGUCGUUCGACAGCCCCGAGCGCUUCCGCGUUGAGGUGCUGUUCUCGCCCGGCGCCAACUACAACCCUUUCCACUUCUCCAUGCCGCUCCACAACAACCACGUGCUGCCCACCGUGCCGCGUACGGCGCUGCACAAGAACGACGGCAUCACGCUGGCGGAGAUGGAGGAGAAGCUGCUGCCCUUCUCGCAGACCCGCAAGUUCAACAAGUGCAGCUACGCGCUGCAGUACAGUCUGCGGGCGCCGCACCUGCAGCUGUCGGGCCGGCUGGGUAGCGGGGGGCACUCCAUGGCGCGCAGCACCGCAUCUAUGGCGGGGAACGAGGUCCAGGCGGGGGAGGCGGCGUUGAAGGCGGCGGGGGCCUCGGCGUCGGGUGAGGCUGCUUGAACAGGCCGCGAGGAAGGUAGUUUGGAGUGGGCUCAGGGCAAUGUUUGAAGGGCAGCGUGUUGCGUUCCCUCGCUGUCAUGCAAGCAGCAGGCGUUUUAAACGUCUGGUACGGCUUGAAGGUAACUUAGAUCCGGCGCCCCUGUUUUGGGGUACGGAGUGGAUUGGUUCUUUGGGAAGAGGUGACUGACGCAUAGUGAUUCGCUUGGUAGUUAUUGCGUCUCAAUGUAGAUGGCACAAUUCAUCACUCUUAGGGCAGCAUUGCUCCUUUAGCUGAACGGUGAC